This is a messenger RNA of Entrophospora sp. SA101, 966 nucleotides long. NCBI's taxonomy places the organism in Eukaryota, Fungi, Glomeromycota, Glomeromycetes, Entrophosporales, Entrophosporaceae. The record is from the annotation of a GenBank genome assembly.
AUGAAAGACAAUCUCUCAAGUAUGCUCUCAUCAAUUCUUGAAAAACCUUACAGACAUAUUGACCUUAACAAAAUCUUGAUUACUCCACCUGAUGAAUCUCAACAUAUAUCCUCAGAUCCAGACACUGUGAAAUCUCAUACAAGAAUUCACUUCUCAAAUAUUUCUAGCACAGCAAAUAAUCCACCUCCUAAUAACUUAUGGAAUGAGUGGGCUCAUGUCUAUCAACCCCUAAACUACAUCAAACCUGAAUGGUAUGACUCCAUACUAUCACCUAUUACAAAAACUGAAUUACUAAAUAACAUAUCAGAACUCCCUUUAAAAAAAGGUGCUGGACCAUCAUCAAUCUCAAAUGAAAUGCUAAAACAUCUGAAUCCAGAUACCAUAGAAAUUUUGCUUUCACUAUUCAACAGAUGCAUAUCCACAUCUGAUAUUCCAUCAGCUUGGAAACAUGCCAAUGUUUAUCCCAUACCAAAUCCCAAAGAAUGGCACAAUCAACUCACACACACUCAUCCUAUUACAUUAUUAGAAUGCACUUGUCUAUCUCAAGCAUUUCCAAACUCUGCUAUUUAUCAUCCACAAUUUUACAAUCUAUUUGACUAUUGGCAACUACAAUGUCAAUCAAUGAUUACAAACUUCAUUGUUCGUAUUAAUGAUCCAUCACUCAUAGGUAAAAUAACAUAUAUGCAACUAAAACAACUUCAAUCUACAUUAUGGAUCCCUUUCUGCCCAUUAUUGAUGACACAAGCACUUCCUACAAAAUUAAACAACAAAAAUAUUACAACCGCCUGUGUCACAUUAAUGAUUUCUUCUCAUAUAUUAUGCCAACUUUCAUCUUCUUUCAUCUUCUCUUUUAACAUCAAAGGUGGCAAUGUCCCAUUAAUAAACAUUAUACAAAAUCAAUAUUUCAAGAUAAUACCUUUACUCAAAAAAUACUCUAUUUUUCUUAGAACAAUUACUUUCAUGUGA